UCGUUGUGAACGUUGCAGGGCUGGCGAGGAAGCGUUAGUGUGCAGGGUGGUAUAGCAGCAGUGUUGACAGUAAUCGCAAUCGCAGGCGAGGGCGUGAGGGCGGCUGACACUGACAGCCCCGGGCCCCCAAUACUAAGAUGCCUGACCGGUGCUGUCUCUCUUUGUCCCUCGCUCUCAUUCUCGCUUUCGAUUGGCUCGCUUUGCUUAGCUCGCGCAUCCACGACGCCCCAACGCACCCCCUGCCGCGAUACCGCAUCGCCGGUGUCCCAAACCACAUCUCCGCGUCGCGCAAGCGGCGUCGGGCCCUGCAGCCGGUCCAGGAGCCCCAGCCCAAGAAGGCCAGGACCGCUCAUCCCGUGAACCCCAAUAAUGAACCGCGGGACGAGAAUUCCGCUGGGGCGGCCGCCACAACCGCCGUCGGGCAGGGUUCUCACGCGAUGGCUCCCGCUAGCAGGGCUCCUCUGGCUCCUGUCGCGAAUCAGAACGCGCCUGCCCCUGGCAAGUCUGCUCAGUCUGUGCGACUUGGUACCUCGGCUGGCCCCGCUGCGCGUCCGACGGAGUUUGGGUUUAUUUCUGGCGGCUGUGGAACGACUGUCGCGACUGGCAUGGCAGCUCCGGGUAUCAUCGUCAAGGCCGAGGCACAGGACGACCGAGCCAUGCUAAACGUGUCCUUCAAUACUACCCCGGACGGCGCCGAUAUGAAGGUCAAGGCCGAACCGAAAGUCGAGCUCGCCCUGCAGCGCGGUGCCGAGGACAAGAUGGAGGCUCUGCGCCGCGAGAUAUUGAAGACGUACGACGCCGACGUGCAGUCCCUCGCAGACAACGCUCGCCUCCGCGAGGCGAUCGCGCAGAUCCAGAAGCGCGUCGACCGCUGCGCGCGGGAGAGCCUGAGGACCGCCGCGCCGAGCAGUGUAGGCGGUCGUGGCAGGAGUUCCAGGUGAAGCUGGGCAGGGGGCGGCGGGGGUAGGGUCCGAUCCUGGGUCGAUGUUCUUGUGCGAACGUGGGUGUGCUGGGGUUGUUUGGUUGUUGUUCGUGGUGCGGCGUGUAGUGAUAAUGGAUCUGCGUUAUCCGGCCUGGAGAGC
Molecule: messenger RNA, 1082 nt
Organism: Fomitopsis serialis
Lineage: Eukaryota; Fungi; Basidiomycota; Agaricomycetes; Polyporales; Fomitopsidaceae
Exons: 5
Coding region: 138-941 (267 amino acids)
Source: RefSeq, a predicted model, not a curated record